Molecule: messenger RNA, 766 nt
Organism: Ctenocephalides felis (cat flea)
Lineage: Eukaryota; Metazoa; Arthropoda; Insecta; Siphonaptera; Pulicidae
Product: protein NDUFAF4 homolog
Exons: 1
Coding region: 185-766 (193 amino acids)
Biological process (GO): mitochondrial respiratory chain complex I assembly
Cellular component (GO): mitochondrion
Source: RefSeq, a predicted model, not a curated record
GUGCGGGUAUUGGGUCCUAGUUCAAGUAAAUCCAUGAUCAAAACCUCAAGUUGAAAGCAUGUAUUUCUGGCAUGAUGAUGGCGCUGACAGUCAGUUGCAAUAUAACCUCUAUUCGCAAUUGCGUUAUGUCAACGAUAUUAAUAUUGUAACUCACUUUUAAUGCAAUUUAUAAAUAAAUUCAAAGAUGGGUACAGUAUUAUCAGCAGCCAAAAGAAGUAUAAAUAAAUUUAAUAUUGAGGAACGGGCUCAUAAAGUUCUUUCUAAAGAAAAACCAACUCCGGCACCCAAGCAUCCGAAAGAUGUUAAAAUAUUUCAAAAGGCAUUGAAAGAAAACCCCGAGUCUAGCAUGUUAAAGCAGCAUACAGAUCAUGAUGAAAGACUAAAGCAUGUUUAUCUUGAAUCUUAUGAUGUGGGGCCUGAUCACAGGACAGAGAAAUCUGAUCCUUCUAAACCAUUACCGUUAAAUCGAUCUGCUGUAGAACCUCCUAUAUAUGGGUUUCAUGAGCCCAAUCACGUACCCUAUGGAAAAUGUACUUUGAAGCAGGCUAUAGAGUUUAUUGAAGAAUAUAAUAAAGAUAAACAAAUGAAUAAUGCAAAUGCAAUAGCAAAUAAGUACAAACUGUCUGAAGAAACAACGAGUGCUAUUCUAGAACAUUUUAGAGUAUUUCAAGUAUAUGUACCUCCUAAACUAGAAAACAAAAGUCCUUUGGAUUUAUUACAGACAGCUGAAAAAGCUUCAAGAACGAUAAAAAUUGGAGAUAAAUAA